AGGCUGAUAUCCAGAAGAUGGACCCUCUCGACAACGCCACCGAUUUUAACGCCACAAACGGGACGAACGUGUCCGCCAACUUCAGCGACGCCUUCAACCAGUUCAUCCAGCCGGUGUGGCAGAUCACACUGUGGGCUGUCGCUUAUUGCAGCAUCGUUGCGGUGUCUGUGGUCGGCAACGUGGUGGUUAUCUGGAUUAUUCUGGCGCAUAAACGCAUGAGAACCGUCACCAACUACUUUCUGGUGAACCUGGCCUUUGCAGAAGCCGCCAUGUCAGCGUUCAACACGGUGAUCAACUUUACCUACGCCGUUCACAACGAGUGGUACUUUGGUUUGGCGUACUGCCGUUUCCACAACUUCUUCCCCAUUGCAGCCAUAUUUGCCAGCAUUUACUCCAUGACGGCCAUAGCGCUGGACAGAUACAUGGCUAUUAUCCAUCCCCUGCAGCAGAGGCUGACCUCUACAGAGACCCGUGUGGUGAUCGGUGUGAUCUGGAUACUGGCUCUGCUUCUGGCCUUCCCUCAGUACUACUUCUCGUCCACCGCCGUGCUGCCUGGACGUACCGUCUGCUACAUAGAGUGGCCUGAAUACACCACCGUGGACUUCAAGAAGAUAUACUAUGUUUGCGUGACACUCCUGAUCUACUUCCUGCCCCUUGGCAUCAUGGGAUGUGCAUACACGACCGUGGGCGUUACCCUCUGGGCAAGUGAGAUUCCUGGAGACUCGUCUCAACACUACAAAGAGCAGCUUAUUGCAAAACGCAAGGUGGUGAAGAUGAUGAUUGUGGUGGUGUGUACCUUCGCUGUCUGCUGGCUGCCCUAUCAUAUCUACUUCUUACUGCACCAGUUCUUCCCUGAUCUGUUUGAGCACCGCUACAUCCAACAGGUCUACCUGGCUAUCAUGUGGCUGGCAAUGAGCUCCACCAUGUACAACCCCAUCAUCUACUACUGCCUCAACAUCAGGUUCAGAGCAGGUUUCCAGCAGGUGUUUUGUUGCUGUGCUUCCACCGUCGCCAAAGAGGAGCUCGAGCUCAAAUCACCCCGCUACCUGCAAACACAGCAGUUACGGAGCAACAUUCAUUUGGAGUCGUGUUUCUGUCCACCUGGUGAAUGUGAGCAUAUAUCGAGCCAGUCGGAUGGAGACUGUUGUUUCCACUGCCGUCAACUCUGCAGCGGUGGAGAAAAAGAGGGCAGAGCUGCCAUCCUGCGGCACUCACAGCCGACCUCAUGUGGAGGUCACAUCCAACAACCCCGGCUCAGAGACGUUCACCAGGAGCCCGAACAGUCCCUCACAUUAGAGCGAACACCAUCAUGAGUCACUCAGUGUGGAAACAAAGUCCUGAUGUAUGACGAGCAGUGGCUCCAACCUGGCGUUAACGUCAUCUACUGUUGUACAGGCCAAGUGCAUUUAUUUAGCUAUGUUAUUGUGUUUCAACCAGCUAGCCAAGUGCAUUAAUAUGCCUGGAGCGUCAGUGGAUGUCUUGAGGAGAUGUCUUGAAAACAUAAAGUAGACGUGAACCUCAGACGCCCGAUAGCGGCAGUGGAAACACGGCAGUGCAACUCACACUGGUUUGCUUCAUCACUCAGCAUGUGUGCGGCGCCGACACUUGACCCCCGGCAUUCUCGGGCGAGUUUUGGAAAACGUGACCCUGCGCUUCCCUUGGCAACAGUGUCACGUCAAGUUGAGUUCAUAGCGAUGCUGUGUUUGUGUUGAGAGGCAGACAGACAGUGUGUGUGUGUGUGUGUGUGUGUGUGUGUGUGGGGAGAGCUAGCACCUGUUGGACAGGAUUAGCCCCUUGUUUUGACAAUGUGUAGAGCAGGGUUCAGUCUGCAGCAGCCAGGUCACAGGCCGACUAAAUAUAGAGGACGGGGCAGAGGAAAAAAGACACAUAUAGAAGGAUUUAUGAUGUGUUAGAGGAAAGAAGUGAACAAGAAAACAUGAGAAGCUUCACCACAGCGAGUGAUUUACUCAAGUACUAUACUUAAGUACAGUUUGGAGUAUUUCUAUUUUAUGCUACUUUAAACUUCCACUCC
This is a messenger RNA of Thunnus maccoyii (southern bluefin tuna), 2032 nucleotides long. RefSeq names its product substance-P receptor-like. The record is from RefSeq and is a predicted model, not a curated record. The transcript is spliced from 8 exons. Gene Ontology annotation, biological process: G protein-coupled receptor signaling pathway; positive regulation of flagellated sperm motility. The coding region runs from base 18 to 1313 and encodes 431 amino acids. Gene Ontology annotation, cellular component: sperm midpiece; plasma membrane. Gene Ontology annotation, molecular function: substance P receptor activity. Lineage: Eukaryota; Metazoa; Chordata; Actinopteri; Scombriformes; Scombridae.